Messenger RNA from Ambispora leptoticha, 793 nucleotides. NCBI's taxonomy places the organism in Eukaryota, Fungi, Glomeromycota, Glomeromycetes, Archaeosporales, Ambisporaceae. The record is from the annotation of a GenBank genome assembly.
AUAUGAUAUGCGAAUUGACGGUGAAACAGACCGUGGACCAACAGUGCAAUCAUCACUCUACCAUCACCACCCAGCACUCCCAAUUCCGUUACGCAACGUCCACCAGAUAGAUCAUGCCACAUCCGGGUGUUACUGUCUUGCAUUGACUUCGUCGUCAGCAAGUUUAGCUUGUGUUGCAUUUAUGGAACAACGUGUGCGAAAAACGUAUUUAGCUAUGGUUAGAGGUUGGAUGGAAGAGGUUAGGUAUGUAGUAGAGCAACCAAUAGCGCAGGUGAUUGGAAAUCGUUAUAGAAUGUGUCUUGGGAGUGUUGAUAAUCCGGGGAAGACUGCAAAAACAGAGGUAGAAGUUUAUCAACGCGGUUAUUUCAAUCUGGCAUCUUAUCCACCCAUAAAAUCAACGUCAUCCUCUACAGGAUCUUCGCUUACUCCUUCGUCUCAAUCACAAUCAAAGUCACUUUCUCCCACAUCAAUUCCCGUCUCGCUAGUUCGUCUAACCCCAACUACUGGAAGGCGUCAUCAACUCCGUCUUCAUUGUCAGUAUCUCGGACAUCCAAUUGUGGGCGACUGGCAUUACGAAAAAGAAAUUAUGAAUUACACGGAUACGUUUCGUAUGAUGUUACACGCGAAAAGAUUGGUAAUUCCACUUGAUGGCGGUCGUGGAAAGAAACAUAAAAGAAGUAAUAACAAACUGACGAGUGAAAGUUUGGAAAGGAAAGAGGGGGAUGUGUUGGACGUUGAGACUGAUGAUCCUUUUAUUGGGUUGGUGGAGUUUUCUGAGAACGGGGAACAAUAA